AUGGCGUCGCUACAGGUGGUUUGGGUGGGCGUGGCACUGACCUUUGUCCUCUGUAACGUCAGUCUUGUGGAAGGCCUGGGGACUCGUGAAAACCCACUCCAUGAGGAACACGGAGCCCCAUUGGACAAGACGAACCCGAAUUUACAUCGGAAGCAGCCUGGCGCUCAGCACAAUCAUGACGCUGACAGAGAUGACCCCAUGACUGAAGACGGAGCUAGAGUUAGAGACGAGAUCACUACAACCAGGUUUGAUGACGACUGCCCCAAUGGGUGCUCGUGUAGUUUUUCCACCGUUGUGUGCUUUGGCGUCCUGGACUCGAUCCCGAAAUUCCCUCCAGAUACCACCCGAUUAGUUCUUUACUACAACAACUUCACACGCGUCCCGUCGAACGCUUUCCCCAACCUAGACAAGCUUGAGUAUCUUAUGAUGCCUUUUGGCAAAGUGGGAUAUAUUGAAAGUAACGCCUUCAGUGGUUUGGGCUCCGUGAUGUUGCUCAAUUUGAGCACAAACUCCAUCGACUCUCUCAUCAGCACCGCAUUCACGGGAUUAGACAACCUGCAGACGCUCGACCUGGUCGCCAACAAAAUAGACUCUAUUGCUGACGGAGCCUUCGAACCGCUGAAAAACCUGAAGUUCCUACUGAUAACACCCGUGUCCUCCCAGUAUCCGUAUAACGCCUUCAACAGUUUGGUCAAUCUCGAAACCUUGUACGUCCAGGACGGCAGAUUUGCCGCCGUUCCUGGCUACGCCUUCUCGACAAUGAAGAAGUUAUCAACUCUCAUCAUGGCAGACAACCCGAACCUGUCUGCGAUCCAUCCAGACGCAUUCGCCCCCGGCACGCUGAAUGAGUCACUGACAAGCAUAGACCUUGACCAUUGUAACCUUCGCGAGAUCCCGUCACAAAUGUUCCGCUUUGUUCAGUCUCUUCAGUCGUAUACCAUAUCCAACAACCCGAUCGGCCAGGUUGAUGACAAUGCUUUCGCAAACCUGCCAAAUUUGCAGUAUCUUAACUUGGAGGGACUUGGCUUGGCAGUUCUGUCCAAAGGUGCUUUCAGCGGUCUUGACAGCAUUCAGAGUAUCAACAUGCAAGAGAACAACCUUGUUACCCUCACUCCGGACCAUUUCAGCAGCCAUGUCCAGACGCUGAAGACCAUGUAUUUGCUGGACAACCCGUGGCACUGUGACUGUGACCUGUGGCGCUUCAACAGAUGGCUGCACACCGAGACUAACAUCACCGUGUACCAGUCACUGAUAUGUGCGAGCCCAGAACAGCUCAAAGGCCAACAACUCGACAAGAUCACUGCAGCUCAGGCAGGUUGUCAUUAA
This is a messenger RNA of Branchiostoma floridae (Florida lancelet), 1326 nucleotides long. RefSeq names its product carboxypeptidase N subunit 2-like. Lineage: Eukaryota; Metazoa; Chordata; Leptocardii; Amphioxiformes; Branchiostomatidae. The coding region runs from base 1 to 1326 and encodes 441 amino acids. The record is from RefSeq and is a predicted model, not a curated record. Gene Ontology annotation, molecular function: protein binding. The transcript has a single exon. Gene Ontology annotation, cellular component: extracellular matrix.